Hyalella azteca is the source of this 2058-nucleotide messenger RNA. Its product is annotated as retinal homeobox protein Rx-like. Lineage: Eukaryota; Metazoa; Arthropoda; Malacostraca; Amphipoda; Hyalellidae. The transcript has 3 exons. The record is from RefSeq and is a predicted model, not a curated record. Gene Ontology annotation, molecular function: RNA polymerase II cis-regulatory region sequence-specific DNA binding; DNA-binding transcription factor activity, RNA polymerase II-specific. Gene Ontology annotation, biological process: positive regulation of transcription by RNA polymerase II. Bases 154 to 2058 code for a protein of 634 amino acids.
GUGUUAAUACAUAUAGGCCUCUAUAUGACCCUCCUAUAACCUCUCCAUAUGACCCACAUAUAAUCCAACUGCUAUUCCCCUAUAACCAACCGAUAACCCACCUAUAUACCACCUAUAUACCACCUAUAAACCACCUAUAAAUUCAAGUGCAACAUGACCAUGCGGGUGCCAAUUGUAUGUGAAUCCAAGAUGACGGAUCCCAAUGACAUGGACGAGCAUGCGAUGUUCGUAAAGAACAUGCAAAUCGAGGGGACAUUCGAGGGUAUAUCCGAGGGGACAUUCAAGGGGAUAUCGGCCCCCAAGACGGUAACCCCCUCCGCCACGUACCCCCCCACUGGACAUUGGGGUGAUGAAGGUGAUGAGAGUGAAGACGUCAACAUGGAUGAUAAUGAUGAUGAUAAUGAUAUUGACAUCGAUGGUGAUGAAUACCAAAUUGAAAAUACAGUCCACGAUUCCUAUGAAAAGUCUACGGAAGUUUCACACAUGCCCCGUACCCAUCCUGUGUGUAGUUUACCGGUGUCAAUGUUUUCUAGUCUAUCAUGCAGGAUAUCUGAUAUUAAUACAAAUACACAAGCGAGUCCUACGUGUCCUACACACACAAUUGAUGCUAUCCUCGGCCUACGCAACCUACAACAACAACAACAACAACAGCAACUGGUCAACCGGCAGCAUUUUCAAAGGCACGUUGGUGGUGAUGAUAAUGAUGAUAGUGAUGGUGGUAAUGAAGGUGAUGGGUUGCGGAAAUGUAAUCUUGUUCCUCAAGUUGUGGGAAGGUUAGAAGGAAAUGAGAGACUCAACGGGAACGUUUUAUCGCCGGAAAAGAUGGCCACGGAGCCGAAGCAAAACGGUGCGGCGUUGCCAAAUUUACGCGCCGCGCAAAACGGAGCGGCGUUGCCAAAUUUACGCGCCGCGCAAAACGUACAAAAAUCCACGGGGGCUGCGAGCCCGAUUCCGGGGGCCGGUCUCCCCCACGGCAGACUGGUGGACCCUGCGGCCAUGACAGGCGAUCUCCAGCCCAGCACUACCAGCUCUGACUCCACCCUCACCUCUAACUCCAACUUUAACUCCAACUCCAAUCUCACCUCCAACUCCACCAACAACCUCACCUCCAACUCCACCAACACCUGUUUAAGCAGCAUCAGUCCAACGGGCUCGGACUCCAUGACCCCAGCGGACUCCAUAACCCCGGCGGACUCCAUAACCCCAUCGGACCCAAUGACCCCUGAUGCCAAAAAGAAGCACCGACGUAACCGGACGACGUUCACGACGUACCAGCUACACGAGCUGGAACGUGCGUUCGAGAAGAGUCAUUACCCCGACGUGUACUCAAGGGAAGAGCUCGCCCUUAAGAUCAACCUUCCUGAAGUCAGGGUCCAGGUGUGGUUCCAGAACCGUCGCGCCAAGUGGCGGCGGCAGGAGAAGAUGGAGGCCGCGCAGUACCGCCUGCAUGAGGGUGGCCUGGGGCUGCUACAUCGCCCCCCUACUGCCCUCGACCACCUCCUGCCCCCCCUCCUGCCCCCUCUGCCUCCCCACCACCCCCUUCACCACUCCACACAUCUUACCGGCUCCAACCCGGCACUAAACGGCCUUAACACGGCCAUGAACGGCCUUAAUCCGCCUUUAAACGGCCUGAGUACAGCCAUGAACGGCUUAAAUUCGCCUCUAAACGGCCUUAAUACGGCCAUGAACGGCUUUAAUUCUGCCAUGAACGGCUUCCUGGCAGCCCAUCAUUCAGGGUAUCCCUCAUACCUCCCCCCUCCCUCCUCCUCCCCCCAUCACCUCACAUCCUCCCCCAUCUUCUCCCCCAACAUCUCCCCCGCCGCCAUAUCGUCUGCCAGCAUCGUGGCGGCGGCGGCGGCCGCCGGCAUCCCCAACGGCUUCUCCAGGACCCCCAGGCAGGGGGAUGGGGGUCCCUCUGCCCCCCUCUCCCCUGAGGGGUUGGGGGAGACAUCCCUCACUCCUCCAGGACUCCCCCAGGAGGAUUUCAGGUCCACAUCCAUAGUGGCCCUGAGGCUGAGGGCGAGGGAACAUCUCGAGUCAUCCACGGCCAUGGUGUGA